AUGCCGAAAAGACUUGCAGGCUUUGCGAUCUACAUCAUUGACAACAAGGACCGAGAUAUAAAUGACUUCUACGACGUGGAGGACGAGAAGAUUGGCGAGGGGUCAUUUGGACGAGUGUGUAAGUGUGCCAAUCGAUCCACCGGUGCGGAAAGAGCCGUGAAGAUCCUGCGGAAAGUGCGGCGGAAGAGCCAACUCAUUAUGUUUCGCAACGAGCUCACCACUCUGAAGAUGCUUGAUCAUCCUCAUAUUGUGAAGCUGUACGAGCACUUUGAGGACAAGAAGUAUAUGUACAUGGUGAUGGAGUAUUGCCGCGGCGGAGAGCUGUUCGACCGACUGCUGGAAGUCGGGCACUUCACGGAGAACCAAGCGGCAGUCAUCAUGCAGCAAGUCUUUCGCGGGAUUUACUACCUUCACACCAUGAAGGUGGUGCAUCGCGAUCUCAAGAUCGAGAACUUCAUGUUUGCGGGUGAAGGGCCUGUGGAGAGCAACUUGAUCAAGAUCAUCGACUUCGGCUUCGCGCGGUCCUUUGAGGAGGGAGAGGCCGGACCCGGGGUCUGGAAAGAGUGGGCGGCAGCUGGGGGUGCAGGCGAUGAAGACCAAAGUUGGCGCGCCGGAUGCUCGGUGUGCCGCCUCUUUGCGGACAACAGAUCUGGUUUGGAGCUUGUGCUGUCGUUGCACACGCUGAAUGCUGCCAAUGUGCCCCACUGCAUGGCCAAAGGCUGCGAGGAGCUCGAAUGUAGCCAGCCGCUCCGACGCGAACUCACUGCGCUCAGUGCGCUCAGUGCACGAGGCCUCUCGCCUUCUGCCAAAGGGUUGUUAGCACAACGUGCCGGGCAGCGAUGUGCUGCGAGCGACCUGGUCAACGUCAUGUCAGUGGCGAUGCGUAUACCGAAAUGGGCCGAGCUGCGUGCUCAGCGUCUCUGCCGCCGACGCUUCUGUCCCCAUGCUGCUUUCUAUGCAACAAGCAAGCAGAAGGAGCGGCAGAGAGAGCUUGAGCGGGUGGCAACGGUGGUGGAUCGCAACGCGGGCGCUGCGGCAUCCGAGAGACGUGUCGCAGCCGCUUCGGAGACCUCUGGGGACUGGUUCGUGGGAUGCGUGCCGCUGUCUUGCUUGGGACACGACCAGGAGUUGCGUCGGCUUCUGUGGGCGCUCUUCUGGCACCGGCUGGGCCGCGAACUCUCAGGACGCGAGGCGGACGAGCGCGACGGUCAGGCGAUGUCGCUGGAGCUCCGCGUGGUGCGACUUUUUUCGAAUGUGGCGCCGAAGCAGCGGAGUCUCAAGCAGUUGGAUCCAGAUGUGUUGGAGGGCUUGGGUCAAGGACCUUACGAUGUGGUGGCUGUCACCGACAAGCCCGAGCGUGCCCAUGCCCUGAUUUCCUCCCUGACAUGGCCGCUGCGUUUGCGAUUGCUCCAACCCCCGAAAGAGCAACGGCCGUGGAGAUACAAAUGGUUCGACUCGGAGCGUUAUCUUCUGGCCUAUGUGACCCAUCUUCGAAAAGCGGGAUUGGGCCAGCGGCUUGUGCUCUAUGCGGACGCGUUUGAUGUGGCCUUCCUUCACUGUCACCGCGAUCUCAACAAGGCUCUUGAGCGCUUGGGACGCCCUAUGUUCUUCGGGGUUGAGUUUGAUCUCUACCCGGCCGGGCUGUAUGGUUAUCCUGCCGCAGCGGCCGGGAGCCAUGAAAACGCACGACUCCACAUGAACCAGGCCCGGAAGAAGCCAAUCGCCAACUGCCGCGAAGUGUAUCCGCUGCCGCUGAUCUGGGAGCCCAGGCCGCAAGAUGAGCACGAGCCCUGCCUGGCAAUGUCGGAAGUGGGGGGGUUGGCCAGCAGCGGCAACGAGUCGCCAGUGACUUGGCCGCGCCUGGCUGUGCCAGGCGUCCUGAGGGGAAUCGAAAGGUCCGCAAAAAGUAGAUACAAGCAGAAAAACCAGAGGGACUCACAAAUCUAUGAGCCUUUGCAUGCAUUUUUUUUGCCAAACCCCUCGCCACCCGCCCAUCCAUCUCAGCAGCCGGUGGCUGGCGAAUACCUCAACGGCGGCUUCUAUGGUGGUAGAGCGGCAGAUCUUGAACUUGCCCUCAGGAAGCUGCUCGAUCUUCAAGAUCGCUUGCCUGAAGCCAACGCGCGUGGGGAACCCUUCCGCAACCAUGGCAAAACCCACCAGUACCUGUGGAAUCAGUACCUGAUAGAGCAUCCGCAACAGGUCGCGCUGGACUACGGGGGGUCCUUUGUAGUGAACUUGGCACGUCGGUCCAUCGCGGCCCGGCAGUUCGGCAUGGACGAAGGUGGGCAGAUGCGGUCGGUGCUUUUUCAGAAGCCGGUUUGCUUCAUCCAUGCCAACGCCGGCGGCUAUGCGGACAUGACUUUCCACUUGCUGCGGACCGCGCAUUUGAUGCAGGCAGACUCCACUGGAUGGGCGGGCUAUCGGUUUCCGGAUCAGCUGGAUGAGGUGUCAAGGAAAGGGCUACAGGCAGACAAGCUGCGACAGGAUCGCGUGGUUGUGGAUCGUUCCCUUUGCUUUGGGCGCUUCAGUUUGGUCCCACUGUGGCACGGAGUUCUUACCUUUAUCUAUUUGGUGACGCCGUACAAUGCUGCCACUUUUGACGGCUUGCAGUUCUUCAUUGCGCGCCCGCUCAAAGUGGAGCAGCCCUUGUUCGAGAUUGUCGCACUGCAGCUUGGCCUUGUGCAAACACGACGAGAGACUGGAAGAGCAAAGCCCCCGAACGGCACCCACGACUUCGAGGGCAGGAAUCGAUUCGACACGCAGGUCUUUCGAAUGCAGCUGCAGACCGGAGACUGCUUGGGCUGGCGCUGCAGGCAUCGCUGUGACCUCACCUUCGCCGAGCUCACGGCAAGUGGAGUUCCAGAGAGGCUGGGAGUUUGGAGUGGCCACGGCCGGGACUUGGAGCUUGGAGCCAAGAUCUCCUUGGACACCUGGCAGCCGCGGAGCUAUGCGGUAGGUGCGCAGGCUGAGAUCGUUGGCUUCAACUUCUACGAAGCGGAGAUCCUCACGCGCGUGCGCGCUGGAAGCUUCAGCUUCAAUGAUGCGGAUUGGAGGCACGUCUCUGAUUUGGCCAAGGACCUUAUACGUGGUCUGCUUCGGAUGAGUGAAGUGGAAAGAGUCACAGCAAAGCAGGCGCUGUUCGAUCAGUGGAUCAUCCAGACGGCUCCGGUGCUUCGGGCUCCACUCAAGCAGAAGUAUUUCGAGAACAUGCGAAAGUACACUGGGUUCAACCAGUUCAAGCAGGCAAGCCUACAGAUCAUCGUGUCGCAGCUAGAACCCGAGAUCCUCAAGCCCCUGGUUGACACCUUCAUGUGGCUGGACACAUCAGGGGAAGGGCAUAUCGACGCAGACGAAAUCGCAGCAGGCAUGAAGAGAGCUGGUUGGUCGGAGGUGGAAAUGCCUGAUGACCUUGAAGAAAUGGUGAGCGGACUGGACGCGGACGGCAGCGGCGAGAUCGGGCUGGGAGAGUUCGUAGCCUCGGUCAUGGACUUGCAGGUCUACGCCCGCGAGGAAGUCUGCUGGGCAGUAUUUCGCAUCUUUGAUCAAGAUGGGGAUGGCAUGAUUGGGAAUACUGACAUCUAUGAUAUCUUGAACAAUGGGCAAGCUGAUGCAGCCGAGGCGGUGAGUGCUCACAAAUGCCGAGACUUCAUCAAGGAAGCAGAUGAGGACUGCUCAUCGAUGCGCUUUGGUUGUGGCAGGUACUGA
Messenger RNA from Effrenium voratum, 3705 nucleotides. Lineage: Eukaryota; Dinophyceae; Suessiales; Symbiodiniaceae. The record is from the annotation of a GenBank genome assembly.